Molecule: messenger RNA, 2484 nt
Organism: Gigantopelta aegis
Lineage: Eukaryota; Metazoa; Mollusca; Gastropoda; Neomphalida; Peltospiridae
Product: F-box/LRR-repeat protein 2-like
Exons: 11
Coding region: 160-1782 (540 amino acids)
Biological process (GO): SCF-dependent proteasomal ubiquitin-dependent protein catabolic process
Cellular component (GO): SCF ubiquitin ligase complex
Molecular function (GO): protein binding
Source: RefSeq, a predicted model, not a curated record
GUCAACGUCCAACACGGACGCUACAUCUAAAACAGAGAAGAAAAAAAAAGAAGUUAAAAUUUGUUUUGUUUAACGACACCACUAGAGUACAUUGCCCAUUGCUUUAUUAACCAUCAGCUAUUGGAGGUCAAACAUUUGAUUGAUGUUAUCUCGAGGAAAAUGGUCAGAUCGCUAAGUGAUACAUGUCUUAGCUGUAUUGAAAAACAACUGGCUGUAAUAAAAGGGCUGAGGACAAAGCUUCCAACAUAUUACAAAGAAUUGUUGCUGGAAAGACUGUGUCACCACGACUUGUUCAGUGAUGAUUAUCUCCCUUACAUCACCUAUGGUCUGUUUUGUGACAGCCUGCGCCACGUCAGUCUGAGCAGGUGUUCACAGGUUACAGAUAGGUGUCUCCUGCGACUGGCCGAGGCUAGAUGCUUGCUGGAAGUGCUCAAAAUAGACAGAUGUGAGAAAGUCACUGAUGCAGGCAUCUUGGCAGUUACUACAGGGCAGACUGAGUUACGUACUCUGGAGCUGGUGCACUUACCACACUUAACAGCAAAAGGAUUGUUUCAAGUGUCGUCCACCAAGCUGCAGAGGCUGAACCUCAAAGGAUGCUCAUCUAUGACAACUGAAGGUGUUGUGUCAGUGUGCAGAAAGAAUCCCUUGAUAAAGUACUUGAAAUUGGUGGAUUGUCCAAAGAUUGACAGUACAGUGGUUCCUGCUGUUGCUACAAGUCUCGGGGAGUCUCUGGAAGAAAUUCUUGCAGACUUCAAAACGACAACAGAGGAAAGUAUUAGCUACCUGGCCCAACACUGUCCCAAUCUAGCAAAAAUGAAUCUUUGUGGGUGUACAAACAUUGGCAAGGCCGAAUUGAUAAAGUUGGUUCAAGGCUGUACAAAGCUCAAAAGUCUGGAUCUGUCAUACUGUAACCGACUUUGCAAGAUGCCAGAGAGCGAAGCAUUGUGGGUACUACCGCAAUCGCUGAGUGAACUGUCUCUGUGUGGCUUGCUAGUGGAGGAUGAGAAUGUGUUUGUUGAGUGUAUUCAGAGACUGAACACACUGAGGUCACUACGAGUGUGUGGAGUGGCGGCGCUCAAUGAUAAAACACUGCAGCAGAUCCUGCACUAUGUGGGUGAGAACCUCCUGGAUCUUGACAUCAGUGGGGGUGCCUUCGCUAACCUGACAGACGAGGGGCUAAAGGCCAUCGCGCAGUACUGUGUGAACCUACAGAAGCUGUCACUCAGUAUGCUGCGUGAUGUGACCUGUGUGACGCUCACUCCACUACUGGAGGACAGCCGAGCUAGUCAGAUCACAGAACUUCACCUCAGCAACAAAAAUAUUGAUCUCGGUGUGCUGUUUAAGGUGGCCGAAGGCUGUCACAACAUUGAGGUGCUGGACCUGGCCGGACUGGUGAUUGUCACUGACCAGCUGCUUCACACUGUGGCCUGCAACUGUCCACACCUGCACAAACUCUCCAUUAAGGGAUGUAGACAGGUGACCGACACUGGUGUCUGUGAACUAGCCCAGUGCUGCCCUCUACACAGUCUGAAUAUGUCUGGAAUCGGCACGCUCACUGACAAGUGUAUCUUCACACUGGCCAACAGCAAGCCGUAUCUAGAGGAAAUCUAUCUCAAUGGAUGUGCCCACAUCUCUCCAGUGGCCGUCGCAUACCUCACAGACUGCUGUGUGAACAGACUUUACGUUCAACACCGCACACCCAAUGCUGUUCCCAACCAGCUGAUGGCAAAGAAUCUGGACACAGGAGAAUUCUGUCGGGCAGAUUUACUGCCAUCAUCCUGAAUGAACUGAAAAACUGUCUACUGUGAGCUGCUGUGAUAUAUUAUAACACAAGUCUGUGCACCAAUGAAAUUUAUUAAACACGUGAUAGUUAUCAAAAUCUGUUAAUGGAUGUAUUAUCAAGAUGUAGGCAUGUCUAAAAGCAGAGAAAAUUAUUUAUCAGGAAUGUUGACUACACAACCAUUUAGAUAACAUCAUUAUCCUUAGAUUAUAUAAUAAAACCUGCUAGGAAUGAUAUAAAGGACAUUUUGUUAACAGAAUUUGAAGCAUAUAAUCAUAAAGAUGUCUGAAAAUAUUUAUUAGCUAUCAAACAUACUCCCAUACUAUUACAUUCAACUUGUUAGUUUGUAAGGGCUCAUUCACAUUGGGUGAAUGUGAUGUGUGUGUUUUGUAAAAUGCAUGCAGCCAGCUGCAGUAAAAUAACAAACCCCUUGUAUCUGAUGUAUUAAGUCAAUGUUAUUCAACAAAAAUAGUCGAGUUGAAUUAUCAUAUUUCAACUUCAACAUCAACAUAUAAAACAAAAUAAUUUAUUGCAAAGUUGUAAUAAUGCAUUUACUGUAUAACAAAUCAUACCAUCAAUUUAUCAAAAUAACAAUUUACAUGGCAGUGUUCAAGAUUAAUGGUAUCCCGAUAUCCCGGGGAUGCCAGAAUUUAAUUUUGGAUACCAGACUUAAAGAACCCAGUAUCCCACCGGGAUACCAUAUA